AAUUAACACUCUCUUCUCUCAAUUUGGAUUCAUGGGUUCUAACUCUAACACAGUAACACCCCAUUUCCAUAUUCAUUUGAAUUUCUCUAACCAUGUCUGAGAUGGGUCUUGCUGUGUCUCUGAUCAAGUUAAGGUAAGGUUCUGUCAUAAAUUCGUUUCUGUUAAGUUCUGUCUUGUUCCUCAGUGAGUGUUUUUGUCCACUGCAAAAUUGGGCACCAUAUGUUUGUUGAAAUAUUCGAAGAGAAAAAGCUUUGGAAUUGAAUUUAAUUGAAGCUGCUUUUGCGGGGGAAAAAUAAAAAAUAAAUAAAGAAUGAAGGAUUUUCCUUCUUGUUUUGGUGAAAAUGGAGUUCAAGUAGCUGAUUCUUCGUCUUCGAGCGCCAGUAAAACUGCCCAGAAUCUGGUUAAUUGUGUUUAUCAAUGCCGGAUACGUGGUAGAUCGUGCAUGAUUACUGUCACGUGGAGUAAAAAUUUGAUGGGGCAAGGCCUCAGCGUUGGGAUUGACGACUCUUCGAGUCAAUGUCUUUGUAAGGUGGAUAUCAAACCAUGGGUGUUCUCCAAGAGGAAAGGUUGUAAGAGUCUAGAGGGGUAUUCUUGUAAAGUUGAUGUAUGUUGGGACCUUUCUUCGGCUAAAUUUGGUUCUGGGCCUGAACCACUGGAGGGAUUUUAUGUAGGAGUUGUUGUAGAUCGACAAAUGGUUCUUCUUCUGGGGGAUUUGAGGAAAGAAGCUUUCAAGAAGACCAAUGCCAUCCCUUUACCCUCCAAUGCUGUUUUAGUUGCCAAGAAAGAACAUAUUUUUGGUAAGAAGUUGUAUGCUACCAAGGUUGUAUUUUGUGACAAUGGUCGAAUUCACGAUCUUGUGAUUGAAUGUGACACUACAAGUGCUAGUGAUCCGUGCCUUAUCAUUCGCAUAGACAGCAAAACUGUGAUGCAAGUGAAGCGAUUGAGGUGGAAGUUCAGGGGAAAUCAUACUAUCCUGGUAGAUGGCCUUGCCGUAGAAGUUUUCUGGGAUGUCCAUAAUUGGCUCUUUGGUACAUCUCUUGCAAAUGCUGUCUUUAUGUUCAGGACAAGCCUCUCCGCUGAUAAGUUGUGGUCUAGCCAAACCCUCUCCGAAGCAAAUCAGUUGCAGAGUUCUUUCUCUCAGAGAUUUUCUGAGACCAAAUUGCAGGGUCUUGGUUUCUCGCUUAUUUUGUAUGCUUGGAAGAACGUGUAGAGAUGCAGAAAUGCAUCAUAUAGACCUCUUAGUGAGUUUUGAUUUUUCAACAAUGUGAUUAAAAUACUGUUGAUUAAAAAAUGAGUCAUUUUGUUUCUCUCA
This is a messenger RNA of Gastrolobium bilobum, 1312 nucleotides long. RefSeq lists its product as uncharacterized. The coding region runs from base 311 to 1210 and encodes 299 amino acids. The transcript has a single exon. The record is from RefSeq and is a predicted model, not a curated record. Lineage: Eukaryota; Viridiplantae; Streptophyta; Magnoliopsida; Fabales; Fabaceae.